This is a messenger RNA of Anisakis simplex (herring worm), 1167 nucleotides long. The record is from the annotation of a GenBank genome assembly. Lineage: Eukaryota; Metazoa; Nematoda; Chromadorea; Rhabditida; Anisakidae.
AUGACUGCCACCAACAGCUCAAUAUUACAACAUCUUUCUGCUGUGCAUAACGACAACGGAAUAUUGGCCACAAUGCAUUGUCCAGCCAAUAUAACCGAGGUUGUUCGGGAAUGUUAUCGUAGCUAUGUGCAAGCAUAUGACCUCGAUGUUGACAUAUCUGGAAAACUACCAUUGAUCUCCAACUUCACUGCGGCACUGAAACCUUUGUACGAAUCUGUACAGAAGACAUGCAGGCCGUACAAUAACUUGCACAAGUGUAUCAGAGAAAGCACCGGUGCAAACCCGAUGAGCGAUUGCCUGAGCUUACGAUUGUACCUGGCGUUGACUGCCAAGUUCGAAGAUGGUUAUCAAUAUCUCUAUUACUUUGGAGAGUUUGAGUAUAUGUGUGGUGAGGGUUACAAAGUUUUUCGAGCGAAUGAGCAGUGUUUAGCUGAAGUUAAAAAGAAUGAAACAAUCGAGAAACAACUGAAUUUCUGCAAAUCACAAACGUACGGAAUGAACCCUGCAGAUAUUUGCAACACUUCUUUAACAAGAACACGAUGUGCGUUAAAAGAAAUGGAGCGUGCAUGCGGGAAUGAUGUUGCCGAUGCCUUGUGUGCGCUUGUAUAUAACACGGCGCUCUAUUUUGCGCCAUUAAUCAGCUCAAAUUGUGCGAAGCAUUUCAAAGCCGAAUGCAAUGAGCAUUUAUAUGAUGGACAGUCCACGUCCCAGUUAUUCACUGGACGGUUCACGUCCCCGUCAUCUACUGGACAGUUCACGUCGCCAUCGUUUGCUGGACAGUCUAUAUCGCCGUCAUUCGUUGGACGGCCCACUUCGCCGUCAUCUGCUGGACGGCCCACGCCUCUGUCACCUGAGGGACGGUUCACGUCUCCGUCAUCUAGUGGACAGUUCAUAUCGCCGUCAUCUACUGGACAGUUCGCAUCGCCGUCAUUCGUUAGACGGCCCACGCCUUUGUUACCAGCUGCACGGCCCACGCCUUUGUUACCGGCUGCACGGUUCACGCCUCGGUCACCUGAUGGACGGUCAACGCCUCCGUCAUCGUCUGGACGAUCUACGUCGCCGUCAUCUGCUGGAUGGCUCAUCACUACGAUGUCGAUUCUUUGUCAAUUCGUUUUCAUCAAUAGUGCUCUUUUGAAUGUUUCUUCUUGUAUUACACUGAAUGUUUGA